CUUAUCUUCUAACUCGUCUCGCAACUCAGUCUUUCAACUCGUCUCGCACAAUUGACCAGCGCGCCCUCGAUGGACCCUCCCAAUUUCGCUUGUUUCAAUAAGCUACCCAUCGAAGUAAGGCAGAAAAUAUGGAAGCUGCUUGCUCCAGAGCGAUUAUUUGAACUCUGUAUUGAAUAUGUUCCACGGAUAAAGAACCAGCAGACGGGCAUAUAUGAGCGCAACCCAGGGGCAGUUGUACUUCGAGGAAGAGUAUCUCUAUCUGCUAAUUACAAAAGUCUAUCUGCUGAUUGUGAUUUGUUGAACAGGACGGAGAGACAGACACUCAACUUCAAAUCGCAAAACGAGUUGUGCCUAGCAUUCCAACACUUGGUAUUUUUCUGGCCUGUAAAGAAU
Molecule: messenger RNA, 393 nt
Organism: Hyaloscypha bicolor E
Lineage: Eukaryota; Fungi; Ascomycota; Leotiomycetes; Helotiales; Hyaloscyphaceae
Exons: 1
Source: RefSeq, a predicted model, not a curated record